AACAAUCACAAACUGAGCAUGCGCUUUUGCCCGAUACAAUAAUGGAGGACCAUCCUUACUGCCCGUGGUAAAUUCUGAAUAAAUGCCCUUCUUACUCUGAAGAUCUGAGUCACCAACCAGUACUCAACAGCUCGAGAUAUUGUGACACUGGCAACAUGGCUUCAGAUUCUGCAUCCCAGAAUCCUGGCUGCAGGAUCAUGACUUUUCAGCCCACCAAGGAAGAGUUCAAAGAUUUCAGUCGCUACAUAGCCUACAUGGAGUCACAAGGAGCACAUCGGGCCGGAAUGGCAAAGGUCAUACCACCUAAAGAUUGGAAACCCAGGAAAACGUACGAUGACAUUGAUGACCUGGUGAUUCCCGCGCCCAUUCAGCAAGUGGUGACUGGCCAGUCAGGUCUCUUCACCCAGUACAACAUUCAGAAAAAGCCCAUGACUCUCCGGGAGUUCCGCAAGACUGCAAAUACAGACAAGUUCUGUAACCCCAGAUAUGUGGACUUUGAUGAACUGGAGAGAAAGUACUGGAAGAACCUGACCUUUAACCCUCCCCUCUAUGGAGCCGAUGUCAAUGGCACCCUCUAUGAUCCAGACGUGACGGAAUGGAACAUAGGGUGUUUGAAUACUAUCCUGGACACGGUGGAGAGAGAGAGUGGCAUCAAAAUCAAAGGCGUGAACACCCCGUACCUGUACUUUGGGAUGUGGAAGAGCACAUUUGCCUGGCACACCGAAGACAUGGAUCUCUACAGCAUUAACUACCUGCACUUUGGAGAGCCCAAGUCUUGGUAUUGUGUUCCCCCUGAACAUGGAAAAAGACUGGAGCGCCUAGCUAAAGGCUUUUUCCCUGGAAGUGCCCAAAGUUGUGAGGCCUUCUUACGACACAAGAUGACUUUAAUUUCACCAUCAAUACUUAAAAAAUAUGGAAUACCAUUUGAGAAGGUUACUCAGGAAGCUGGUCAGUUCAUAGUGACAUUUCCAUAUGGAUACCAUGCUGGGUUCAACCACGGCUUCAACUGUGCAGAGUCCACCAACUUUGCCACACAGCGGUGGAUUGAGUAUGGGAAGCAGGCCACACUGUGCUCGUGCCGGAAGGACAUGGUGAAGAUCUCAAUGGACCUGUUCGUGAGGAAGUUCCAGCCGGAGCGCUACAAGCUGUGGCUGGCCGGGAAGGACAACGGGCCCAUCGACCACUCCAAGCCCACCCCAGAGGCGGCGGAGUUCCUGCAGGGCGGCAGGGAGAGGUUCCUGGUGGAGCUCAGGAAGGAGGAGAGCAGCGACCAGGCGGACCACAUGGAGACGGAGGCCUCCACCACCACUGAGGGAGAGGAGGAGAGCAUCUCUAAAGAGAAAGCGGCCGUGAAGAGACAGCAUGGCUGCGUUGAGACUGAGCCGCAGCAGCACCAGGAGCAGCAGCAGCAGCAGCAGCAGCAGGAGACGCCUGGGCCAGACCAAGAAGAGGUGGAGCAGAAGAAGGCUCGUCUCUCUCCGCCCGAGAAUGAAACCCAGGAGCCAAGCUCAGCAAGCCCAGGUAACAACCAGCCCCAGGCCGACACUCAGGCCAAGGCAGAGAGCAGCACCCCACAGCCAGCAGAGUCAACAAAGCCUGGGGCAAAUGAGGUAAAAGCCGCACCGGCAGAGCCAACCAGUCCACAGCCUGCACAGGAAGAGCCCACUGCAGCUGAGCAGGGUUCAUCUGCUGGGGCUGAAGCCUUGGAGGGGAAGCCUGCUGAAGAGGUGGAGGCCUCUGUGGAGCCAGGGCAGGGGAAACAGGGAGUCCAGGAGUGCCCACAAGUGGAGGUUUCAGAUCAGGCAGCAGCAGCAGCUGCUGCUGCAACUGCAGGUGGGGUGCCUGCUGAGGUGGAACCAGCAGAAUCGAAGCCCACUGUUCUGGAACCAUCGCAGGUGGACUGUUCAGAGAAGGCGGAACGUUCUAAGGCUGACCCAGAAGACGAAAAGCCAGUUGUCGUCAAGACGACGACGACGACAACGACAGAAGACGAGAAGCCAGCUGUCGAGACGACGACGACGACGACGACGACGACGACAACAACGACAGAAGACGAGAAGCCAGCUGUCGUGACGACGACAGAAGCGAAACCCAUUGAGGUGCAACCAACCAAAGGAAAGCCCUCUGCGGUGGAACCGUCAAAGUUGCUGCCUGUUAAGUUUGAGCCUCUCAAGAUCGAGCGAACCAGAGCUAAGCCUGUCAAGGCACAGAACACGAAAGCAUCCAUCUGUCUCACCAGGAACAGCACCAUGUCCCCUCCGACACCGUCGCCAUCACCGUCGCCGCCGCGAUCACAGGCCCCUGCCCAGCCACCAGCCAAAGUAGCCAAAGCCAAGGCAGUCGCCCCAGCCGCACCAGUGCCCACCCCAGUGCCCACGGAGCCCCAUGCCGCCGCAGGGACAGCAGCCCUCACCGAGGUCAACACCAAACCUGCCCCUGCAACCUCAGUUACCCCGGCACCUGUGUCUACCCCUAGCCAUACCCCGGUUAACGCCCCAGCUACUACCCCGGCGGCCCCCAGCACCAGUCCGGUUCAAAGGCUCUUCCAGAGGACGCUGAGUCCGGCAGAGGUGCUGCACGUCCACAGCUACGCCAAAGGAGACUACUGCAGCGAGGGCGAGACGCCACGCAGGGAGGACAGGAACAGCGUCGGAGACGACAGUGACCUUGAGGACGAUGAUGACGAUGACGACGACGACGAUGAUGACGACGACGACGAUGACGAUGAGGUCAAGAAGGAGGCAGAUGAUGAAGCUGAAGACGAGGGUAUGACUGAGCGCCUGGGGAAACUCCCCCGUCACCAUCCACUCAUAAAGGACAGCAUGAGUGAUGAGGAGCUGCAGGAGCCGGCGGCAGCGGAGGACGAGGUGGUGGAGGGCGACGCCUGGGCCCGACCGCUGGCCUACUUGUGGCAGAACCGCCCCUACAGCCUGGAGAAGGAGAAGGAGUACAACCGCAGCGUGGGCCUGCAGCGACCCUACUGUGCCGUGUGCAUGCUCUUCCACACCUACCAGCGGACUGAAUGUGCGGACAGCGACCCCUCGGGUCCUCUGGUGGGUCCGGCGGCUCGUCAGCGGACCAAGCCCUUGAUUCCCGAGGCCUGCUUCACCACCACCACUGAGGAGUCGGCGGAGGUCGAGCUGUUGGCGCCCUACCUGGAGGCCGACGGCACCAGCCUGCUCAUCAGCUGCACCGUGUGCAGUGUACGCGUCCACGCCAGUUGCUAUGGCGUCAACCCACACAGUGUGACCAAAGGCUGGAAGUGUGCCCGCUGCAAGGCCAACGCCAUGGCCGAGAGCUGCUGCCUGUGCGCGCUGAGGGGAGGGGCCAUGCACCGAGCCAACAAUGACAAGUGGGUGCAUGUCCUGUGUGCAGUAGCUGUGCUGGAGGCGCGCUUCGUGAACAUCACCGAUCGCUCCCCUGUGGACCUCAGUGGCAUCCCCCUACAGAGGUUUAAACUGAAGUGCUACUACUGUAAGCGGCGGAUGAAGAAGCCGUCCGGCUGCUGUGUGCAGUGCUCCCACGGCCGCUGCCCCACCUCCUACCACCCCACCUGCGCCCAGGCGGCAGGCAUCCUCAUGCAGCCCAACGACUGGCCCUUCGUCGUCUACGUCACCUGCUGUCGGCACAAAGGCCCCGUCCAGGCUGAGGUGAGCGAGUAAGGAGAGGAGAGAGUAAGACAGGGAGGAGGGGAGAU
This is a messenger RNA of Clupea harengus (Atlantic herring), 3697 nucleotides long. RefSeq names its product lysine-specific demethylase 4A-like (gene kdm4aa). The coding region runs from base 156 to 3662 and encodes 1168 amino acids. Lineage: Eukaryota; Metazoa; Chordata; Actinopteri; Clupeiformes; Clupeidae. Gene Ontology annotation, molecular function: histone H3K9 demethylase activity; histone H3K36 demethylase activity. The transcript has 18 exons. Gene Ontology annotation, cellular component: nucleus; chromatin. The record is from RefSeq and is a predicted model, not a curated record. Gene Ontology annotation, biological process: regulation of gene expression; chromatin remodeling.